This is a messenger RNA of Eurytemora carolleeae, 1054 nucleotides long. Its product is annotated as tropomyosin. Gene Ontology annotation, cellular component: actin filament. Bases 114 to 971 code for a protein of 285 amino acids. Lineage: Eukaryota; Metazoa; Arthropoda; Copepoda; Calanoida; Temoridae. Gene Ontology annotation, biological process: actin filament organization; muscle contraction. The transcript is spliced from 5 exons. Gene Ontology annotation, molecular function: actin filament binding. The record is from RefSeq and is a predicted model, not a curated record.
UUGUGGGUUUGAUUGUAGAAAGCUUGAUUUCAAAUUCUUUUAAUUCUUUAGUUUUAAACAACACUCAGUAGCCAGUAAUACACCUUCCAAGUUAGCAGGCUCUCUAGGAAAGGAUGGACGCUAUCAGGAAGAAGAUGCAGAGCUUGAAGGGGGAGACGGAGAGCCUUUACGCGACCAUCAGGAGGUUUGAAGAGGCUACUGCUGAGUAUUCUGCCAGGGCUGAUCAGGCUGACUGUGAUCUGAGAGAUUAUGGUAAAAAGGUUCAGCAGCUUGAGAUUGGAUUUGAUGAAACCAACGACAAACUACUUAAAGCUACCGAGUCCCUGGAGGAGAAGGAGAAGCUUUAUAAGGAGGUUGAGGGUGAUGUUGCAGCUCUCUCUCGUAGAAUCAUGCUCAUGGAGGAGGAAGCAAAGAAAUCCGAAACAAAUUUGGCUGAUACCGUCACCAAGCUUGCUGUUUGCUCCAGGGACGCUGACACCAUUCUCAAAGCUGUCAAGGUUGUUGAGAGUAAGAACAUGAACAAUGAAGUUACCAUUGAGGAACUUGACAAAAACUUGAGAUCUACAAUUAAAAUGGCACAUGACAAUGAACAGAAGUUGGACGAAGUCUCCAGAAAGCUGGGGGUUCAAGAAUGUGAACUAAAACGAGGAAUUGAAAGAGCAGAGCUUGCUGAGAAAAAUCUCAAGAAAGUUGAGGAGGAGCUUGAAAGUGUGGGUGAGAACAUGAAGGUUCUUGAGAACUCUGCUUCUAAAGCUCUUGAAAAAGAAGAAAAGCUUGUGGAUAAAAUUCUCCAGUUGCAGCAUAAGUACAAGGCAGCAGAAGCAAGGUUUGAGUAUGGUGAGAUGAACAUUACUAAGCUCAAUCAUAGAAUUGAUGAUAUUGAAGAUGAAAUUUACAGAGAGAAACUCAAGAUUAAGCGUACAGCUGACGAACUUAACGAUACCUUCGAUGAUAUGAUGAACCAUUACUAGCUAUUUUCAAAAUUAACACUUAUACAAUAAUAAUUGCUGUCAUAAUUAAACUCUCAUUGUGAAUAAAUAACAAUCUGCAUUGA